AUGUCAACAACACAAAAUGAGCCUAUUCCUGAGGCUACAUCUCAGCAAACUCAACAAACCCAACAACCCGCGGAGCCUGAUAAAACCAAGGCAUCUGCCAGCAACCAAAAACCCGCAAAAAUUGACACGGUUGAAGCAUCGAAACCGGCCAAGCCCUCAGGCGCAGAAUUAAAAGCAAAAGCAAAAGCUGAGAAAGCACAAAGGCGAGCGCAAGCUAAGGCUUCAAAAGAAGUUGCUAAAGGAGAAGCUGCUGUAUCAUCUUCCCCUAACCAACUAGGUCCUUCUGCGGGUGAAGUGAAAGGGGGUAAAGUGAAAGGCAAACAAGAUGGUGGUGCGGCAACAGCACAAGGAGCCGCAGGAAGGCCAGUGGCAUCUAAGGGGCCUGCGCCUGUCCCCGCUGAGCCCAAAUUCACAAUACCUGAAUGUUUUACUCACCUAUCCAUGGCUAAGAGGAUGCCCACCACACAAGCAGAUAAGGACGUUCAUCCGACUGUCUUAGCGCUAGGCCAGCAAAUGGCUACCUUCACUAUUGAUGAGAGUAUCAUGCGACUUAAAGCGACCUUAUUGGCUUUCAAAAAGGUCAUCGACUCUUACACCACUCCUCCUGGCAACACACUCGCAAGACAUUUAACACCUCACGUCCUGAACCCCCAGAUUGAGUAUCUCACUGCAUGCCGUCCGAUGUGCUUUUCUAUGGGGAAUGCGAUUCGUUGGCUCAAGUUGCAAGUUAGCAAGAUCGACCCGGAUGUGCCUGAGCUGGAAGCGAAGAGGCAGCUGUGUGAUAGCAUAGACACUUUCAUCCAGGAGAGAAUCAGCAUAGCUGAUCUUGUUAUUACCGAGAAGGCCGCGGAGAAGAUACGCCCCGGCGAUACUAUUCUCACUUUUGGGUGGAGUACUAUCAUCGAACGUACUCUUCUGCAAGCUAGUUCCAUUGCCCAAAGGGAUUUUUCAGUUGUCAUUAUUGAUGACCCAUACGAGAAGAAGGGCCAGACACUAGCAAAGAAACUAGCUGCUGCGAAUAUUACGGUAUCGUAUUGUGGAGAUUUUGGUGGAUUGAAAUGGUAUUUGCAGAAAGUCACUAAAGUUCUUGUCUCUGCUGAGUCCAUGUUCAACAAUGGGUCGCUGUAUGCGCGAUCGGGAACUUGCGACAUUGCCAUCGCUGCGAUGCAGCUGAGUAUACCGGUUGUCGUCCUUUGUGAGACUAUCAACAUUACGGAGAGGGUAUCUACAGAUUCCCUUACGUACAACGAGAUCGACCCCGAGCGAAGUUCAGGCCUAUCGUUCAGAUUGCUAUACGACACCACUCCGGAUAAAUACUUGUCGCUUGUCAUAUCGGAGUUAGGCACCGUGCAACCGACAUCGGUACCGGAUUUACUACGAAAGCUCGAGGAGUCCAACUAG
Hypoxylon trugodes is the source of this 1401-nucleotide messenger RNA. Its product is annotated as nagb/rpia/CoA transferase-like protein. The coding region runs from base 1 to 1401 and encodes 466 amino acids. The transcript has 2 exons. The record is from RefSeq and is a predicted model, not a curated record. Lineage: Eukaryota; Fungi; Ascomycota; Sordariomycetes; Xylariales; Hypoxylaceae.